Punica granatum (pomegranate) is the source of this 2238-nucleotide messenger RNA. The record is from RefSeq and is a predicted model, not a curated record. Lineage: Eukaryota; Viridiplantae; Streptophyta; Magnoliopsida; Myrtales; Lythraceae.
AUGAAAGUUUUACCAAGUAUUUUGUCUGCUCUCACGGGAGUCCAUGCCCAUUGAGCAAGAAUGCAAUGGAGGUAGUUCCACUGAUUGCUGAUCGCGGCAUGCAGAUGUUAACUUACAGAGCUGCUGUGCCCUCUCAUUCCCUUUCAACAAGUCGAUAGAUACAUGCGAGUCUCAGUAAGUGCAUGUUCGGAAAUCUGAUUACCAUUCACGGUUUCAGUCGCAUGGUAAGCCCAUUGCCACUCGGAGAGACUAGUUGAAUCUUGAAUCGCAGCCAAUAAGCAAUCCUAUAAACGAAUAGAGAUGCGUAUUGGAUCAGAUCAAACUAAAGAAAGGGCAGUUUAAUCCGCUGAGAUGAAAUGCAGCAUAUCAUAUCGACAUUCUGGUAACGAACAAAGGCGUGCAGGGAUAAGAUGCAGCGAGUAUCAUAUUUUAUGUGCCUGGCCCUUGCCUUUGAGAUUUUAUUUCAGUUCACUGCAAAGCAAUCUGCAUCAAUUAAUUCAUCAUCACAAAAUGAUCACUGUCGAAUUAGCAUUUGAUUUGGAAAUGUCCGACAUCUCCACGAAUUCAGUACUUGUGGGUCGAGCUUGGCAAUGGACUGCCCAAACCAGCAGGCUAUCCCAUGACGAAUUUGCCCAAAUGCGGAACUUACCCAACUUGGAGUUCUCUACAGCAGGUGUCAUUGUAGAAUUUCGAAAUAUAUGUUAGUAACUCGACCCUUACAAGGGAAGCAACAGAAUCCUCGAUUACUUGAACAUUCCGAUCGCUCAGACUUCGGGUACGGGAGGCAGUUACGGCAUGAUUGAUCCACCAGAGGGAAAAGUUCAGAUUCUUUGCUUGUGGGAGACCACAAGGGCUUCUCUUAGCCUGCACAGCAUCAUCACCAUUUAUACGCCUUCUCCUGUCCGGCGGAUAUCAAAUCUUCAAAUAUUUGCAACGAAUUCCUGAUCUGAAGCAACCGUAAUUCUGUGUUUCUAUAUCUGCGAUAAUUUGUUCCGUGUGUUAUUCUUACAUGUCAUCUGAUUUCUGGUAGAAAAUGGCUGUCCCAGAAGUAAAUGAGAAAUUGCUUAGAGAACUUGAAGCCAUGGGGUUUCCUUCAGCGCGAGCAACUAGAGCACUUCAAGGUUCAGGUAAUGCUAGCAUUGAGGCUGCUAUAGAUUGGAUCAUCGAUCACGGAAAUGACCCGGAUGUUGAUGAAAUGCCAAGGGUAUCGAUCGAUCUCGAUGUCAGGUCACCAGAGCCGUGUUUUGUCACGGAGGAGAUGAAAAAAAAAGCACGGCAAUUAAGGGACUGCGCGCGGAAUAAUAGACCCGAAGAGAAGAACUCGCCACGAGAAAGAGAGAAGGAGAGGAUACGGGCAGGGAAAGAACUCUUAGAAGCAGAAAGGAUUGCCGAAGAAAUUGAAAGAAGACGCUUCUUGGCGUCACGGAAAGCAGAGAAAGAGGAGGAAAAGAGGGCGAGAGAAAGAGUCCUUCAGAAACUGAGGAACGAUAAGUUAGAAAGGAGGCAGAAGCUCGAAGUGUCAUCGGACAGCCUCAUGUCUUCAAAACAUACGCUGCCUCUCGGAGAGACUAAAAUGAAUGCACACGUUUAUUCGGCUGCAAAGGCAGAGCAGAUGAGAGAGUGUUUAAGGUCUAUAAGGCGUAAUCACAAGGGCGAUGAUGCCAGAGUAAGGAGGGCAUUCCAGACUCUACUGACCUACAUAGGAAACGUCGCGAGGAAUCCUGAGGUAGAAAAGUUCAGGAGGAUCCGACUCAGUAAUCCCGUGUUCCAGGAGAGAGUGGGGGCACUGGAAGGAGGAGUCGAGUUUCUCGAGCUCUGCGGGUUCAGGAAAACCGAAGGGCUCGAGUUCCUAUUCCUUCCCCGGGACAAGGUGGACAUGGGAGUGCUGCAUUCAGCUGGGUCACAACUGAAGUCGGCACUUACAAAUCCUUACUUUGGACUUCUAUGACCGGAAAAAGUAUGUGAACCUGUAAAUCUUAUCUUAUAGAGACUAUUUCUGUUCGUUAUCGAUGUCAUCUUCGAAAAUGAAGACUUCGAACUGAUCGUCGGUUCAAAGAUUAGAUAAACUUACUAUUAUGGAAUGAUUUAUUCCUCACUAUAAUUUGUAUACAUAUCCUAGUUUUCCAUAUUUAGGUGUCACUAGUUUAGCCAUAUUUUAUACUUUCCAUUUUUUGAUUGGACUUGGCUGUAUACAUAUACAUCGAAUUAAUGAAAACAUACCAAGUUCUUCUGCUUGAA